AUGUAUUCUUUUGCCGCCUACAUCCUCGGGUUUACUGGCGAUACGUGGCUCAGCGGUGAAAACGACUCGGUGAUCCGACCUCCUGACAGAAGCUUUGUGCCUCAGCUUAGCGGGGACACAACCGACUUGUCAGAGUUGUUUGGGUUCUCUUUGGCCCCGCACAGGUGCACGGAGUCAAAGUAUUACACGCCGGUGCCAGGCCAACAUGCUCCAACUGGAAACACAGAAACGUUUGAGGACAAGAAAGCCGAGUUUGUGGAUGGAGAGAACUCCACCCAGAAAGUCUCCUCCUCCUCCUCCGUGUCUCACCCCUCCUCCGCCGUGUGUUUCAGCUCCAGACCGGGCCGACCUCCAAAGAGGACCCAGAGUGUGACUUCGCCGGAGAACCCCCACAUCAUGCCCCACUCGGUCCCCGGCCUCAUGUCCCCCGGCAUGAUCCCACCCACAGGCCUGACAGCGGCAGCGGCAGCAGCUGCCAACGCAGCCAUCGCCGAGGCCAUGAAGGUCAAAAAGAUCAAGCUGGAGGCGAUGAGCGGCUACCACGGCAACGCCAACCACCACGACGGAGAGAACGGAGACCUCGGCUCGAGCGUCGGUGAGGAGGGGAAAUGGAUGUUGCAAACGGUUCAAUGUGCAAACACACGCAAUGGGAUAUUAAUGCAUUCAUAUCUGCUUUUUGACACACACACACGGGAUUCAAAGACCAAAGUGUAA
Molecule: messenger RNA, 714 nt
Organism: Pungitius pungitius (ninespine stickleback)
Lineage: Eukaryota; Metazoa; Chordata; Actinopteri; Perciformes; Gasterosteidae
Gene: dachd
Product: dachshund d
Exons: 4
Coding region: 1-714 (237 amino acids)
Biological process (GO): regulation of transcription by RNA polymerase II
Cellular component (GO): nucleus; transcription regulator complex
Molecular function (GO): RNA polymerase II cis-regulatory region sequence-specific DNA binding; DNA-binding transcription factor activity, RNA polymerase II-specific
Source: RefSeq, a predicted model, not a curated record